This is a messenger RNA of Closterium sp. Naga37s-1, 3285 nucleotides long. NCBI's taxonomy places the organism in Eukaryota, Viridiplantae, Streptophyta, Zygnematophyceae, Desmidiales, Closteriaceae. The record is from the annotation of a GenBank genome assembly.
AUGAUGGUAACACUGCAGACACCUAGUCUCACGGACCUCUUCCCAUUCGUAGAUCCAGCUUGCUCUCAACCGUCGUUUCGGGCUAAGCUGUUCGUCAUGACGGGUAAAUGGCGUCCGGUUGGUGCCUCGUUAAUCUUCCCGCGUUCUCCGGCUUUCGCGGCCGCGUGCCUGCUACUCUGCACUCUUGCGACACCCCUCGCCUUCUCGCCUGCUUUUGUCGCCUCUUCACCUGAUGCGGAAGCUCUUCUCCGCGUGCGCGCGACGCUUCAGCUGUCGCAGGAGUCCGCACUGCCGUCGUGGUCUGAUGCGACGAGUCCGUGCGACGGCGGAUGGGAGGCGGACGUGAGAUGCGACCCCGACACCAACCAAGUCGUACAUCUCGACAUAUCCAGCUUGCAGCUAUCGGGGCCCAUCCCAGGCGCGGACCUCGCCCACCUCUCCUACCUCACCUACCUGGCGUUGGAUGGCAACAGCUUCUCGAGCUCUCUGCCGGCGGACCUUUCCAGGCUGUCUGGCCUGAAGCACCUGUCUAUGGAAGGCAACGCAGUGGAAGGGCCCAUACCAGGCGACGUGCUGCUCUCCCUCACCGCCCUCACCCUGCUCAACCUCAAGACCAACAACUUUUCGGGCCAGCUGCCAGAGUCUCUGGGGGCUCUCACCAACCUGGUUGCAAUCAACCUGGGAGCCAAUCAGCUGACAGGCGAGAUUCCAGCAACCUACUCCGCCCUCUCACAAAUCGUGUACUUCAAGGCGUCGCGCAACAAGCUGGACGGCGCCCUUCCCGACUGGUUCGCCUCCUGGCCGCGACUCAUGGACCUCGAGCUCUUCAAGAACGGCUUCACAGGCCCCAUUCCCAACUCUCUUGGCAACGUGCAGUCUUUGGUCGCCCUGUCACUGGACGAGAAUGCACUGUCGGGCUCGCUGCCUGCAUCGCUGGGAUCGCUGCCACGCCUUGAAGCACUCUAUGUGGUGUCCAACAACCUAGAAGGGUCCAUCCCCGAUUCCUUCAGGGGCAUGCAGAGCCUCAAGUACAUUGAUCUCAGCUUUAACCUGCAGCUAUCAGGCCCUCUCCCAGACUUCUUUGGCGCCAUGUCCUCUCUUGAGUCCAUUGCCCUCGAGUCAUGCAGUUUCACCGGCCCCAUCCCACCCACCCUCACAUCCCUCCCCAACCUGCGGGAGCUUUUCCUCGACCACAACUCGCUGCACGGCGCCCUGCCGCCCUCCCUAGCCACCCUCUCAGCGCUCACAGCGCUCUACCUCAACAGCAACCAGCUCUCGGGGCCGAUUCCUGAGGAUCUGUGUGGGCUGGGGUCGCUGGGGGUGGUCAUGCUUGGGCAUAACGACCUGGAGGGUGGCAUUCCUGCUUGCCUGCUUGCUCUGCCCAACAUCUCCACACUGGAUCUGUCGUCCAACCGCCUGUCAGGCCCCGUCCCACCCGUCCCUCCCGCCUCCUCCAUUGACUUCCGAGUUGGCGGAAACUGCCUGGAAGGAGCGCCGCAGCAGCUCUCCCCUUGCCCCACAGGUGGGGGCGUGGGGGAAGAAGGGGAGGAGAGACAACUAGCAGCGAUGGCUGCAGCAGACCAGGGCAGCAGCACGGACAGCACAAGCACAUACACACCGGCGUCAGCUUCUGGGUGGGGGUGGCUCAACUUCCUUCUUCUUGCUCUCGCCCUCGCAUCAGCUGUCACCAUUGCAGCUGCAUGCUUCGGAUACAUCACUCAGCGCAGACCCCCCUCCUCCUCCGCUCUUGAUGUCGCCCCGCCUCUCACCCUGCCUCCUCAACGUGUCGAAGAGCUGCCAGUGACUGAAUACGGGCUGUCCAAGAUAAAGCGCGCCACCAAGAACCUUACCACGCUGUGUGGCAAGGGCAGCUUUGGCACCGUCUACCUGGCACAGGACUUCCUGCCUGACCGUGCCAACCCGCACGUCAUCAUCAAGCGAGCACAUGACCCUGAGAAGAUGAGUGAGGAGCAGUUGAAGGAGAAGGUGGAGGAGCUGGCGAGGGCGAGGCACCGGUGUCUGGUGGCGCUGCUGGGGUACUGCAUGGGAAAGACAGAGCGCAUGCUCGUGUUUGAGUACAUGCCCUAUGGCACUCUCUUUGACCGCCUGCACCGGUCGAACCUGGAUCCCAUGCCGUGGGAGGCGAGGGUGCGAGUGGCGGUGAACGUGGCGUCAGCGCUGGCCCAUCUGCACCACGGCGUGGACCCGCCUCUCACCCACCGUGCUGUCACCUCCUCUAACGUGCUGCUCGGCGCUGACAUGACCGCCAAGCUCUCCGACUACGGGCUGGCGAGGGGCUGCGCCGCCCAAGCAGCGGACGACCUGGCACGGCGGCGCCGCGCGCACCGCAGCUCGCGCAGCCGCGGCACGAGCAUCGGCAGCACGGGGCAGCUAGACAGCCUCCAAGGCGGCAGCAGCAUCGCUGGCAGCAGCGGUAGCAGUAGUGGCGACUUGCUGGGCGGCGUGGGCGGGCGGUCGUUUGGGAGUGGGAGGCGGCGGGGUGGAGGGGGGAAGAGUGGGAGCGACACUGAUGGGGAGGCGGUGCUGUCGCGGGAAAGCACGCCGCAUUUCGCGAGGGAGAGGGAGAGCACGCCGAUUCUUUCGAGGGAGAACACAAUUUCGAGCAUGGAUGAGAGGAAGGCGGAUGUGUAUGGGUUCGGAGUGGUGCUGCUGGAGUUGAUCACGGGGCAGAAGGCCAUGCAGGACGUGUAUAUCACCAGCUUGGCGGCGCCCUUCCUAGAGGAUGACCAGAUGAUGCCCCUCAUGGCUGACAGUGCUCUUGCAGGCUACUUCAACCAGGACGAGCUCAUCUCCCUCGCCUCCAUAGCACGGGACUGUGUACACCAGGCGCCUUCCCAGCGCCCCUCCAUGCUCGACGUCCUCACAGCCCUCGAGGACACAGUAGACGAGGACCUCCUCUCCUCCCUCCACAGCCCCUCCACACGCCUCCUCUCUCCCGGCUCCACCGCCAGCGGCAUCACCAGCACCAGCAACGGAGACCGGUACACUGCCUUGGCGAAUGACGGCGCUUUUGACGAUGCUGCUGGGGGGGGUACAGGGAUGGGGGGAGGGGGAGCGGGGAAACGGAGUGCCGGGUCGUCGUUCAUUGAUGUGAUUUCGGCGUCGUUUCGGAGGCGAGGAGGUGGGGACAAGGGAGGUGGGAAGGGGGAGGGGAUGCAGAGGGGAUCGGGACAAGGCCCCCCGUCGCCGAAUCGGUCGGGGAGGAGUGAUGUCUCGGAUAUAGAGAGCUCUUCCCUGCACUAUAUCACCCCCAAGGGUCACUGA